This is a messenger RNA of Sphenostylis stenocarpa, 912 nucleotides long. Lineage: Eukaryota; Viridiplantae; Streptophyta; Magnoliopsida; Fabales; Fabaceae. The record is from the annotation of a GenBank genome assembly.
AUGGCUUCGUUGUGUGGCAGGUGCACAAUAACAGCAUUACGUCGCACUUUAAUUUUCAUCUCCAACUCUAACACUGGCACCUUCUCCCGCACCUCUCUCCGACACACCUUUUCCUCACCACUCUUCCUCACUCCUACCCCACCCUUUUCCCUUUCAAACUCCCACGCCGUUCAUCGCCAUUUCUGUUCCACCAAAAGCCCUAUCGACACCAAGCUCAACUUCUCCCUCCCCGACUCGGACUCUGAAUCCGACGACCAAACCGGCAACACCCACAAAGAGGCAGACAAAACCAAUAGGGUGCUCCCACCCCCUUACGACCCCUUCAGCAAGAAGCCCGCAAUAGAAGACCCCAAGGACCCAAAGGACUUGCAACAGAUUUUCCACAAGAUGAGGAGCGGCGAUGGGCUGUUCAACCAUGCAGUGAAAAUGUUCGACGCAUUGUCCAAAGAGGGUCUGACCCAUGAGGCGCUGGAGCUCUUCGGGCAGAUCAAGGACAAGGGUCAAAUGCCCGACGUGGUAGCCCACACCGCCAUCCUCGAGGCCUACGCCAACGCGGCACAGCCAAAAGAGGCUCUCAAGGUUUACUUGCGCAUGCUCGCUUCUGGGGUGUCACCCAACGCAUACACCUAUGCUGUUCUCAUUACGGGUCUUGCUGCUGAUGCCAAGUUCAUGAAGGACGCGAAGAAAUACCUUUUGGAAAUGAUGGAUAAGGGGAUGAAACCCAAUGCAAAAACUUACACUUAUGUGUUUGAGGGGCUGGUGAAGGAGGAGAGGCUCGAUGAAGCUGCAAGCUUGGUGGGACAAAUGAAGGCUAGGGGAUUUGUUCCUGAGGAGAAGGCUGUUAGGGAGGUUCUAAGCAACAAAAGAGGCCCUGUUUUUAGAAAUGUCAUAAAUGUUCUCUUUGACAAGUAG